This is a messenger RNA of Gaeumannomyces tritici R3-111a-1, 477 nucleotides long. RefSeq lists its product as hypothetical. The record is from RefSeq and is a predicted model, not a curated record. The transcript has 2 exons. NCBI's taxonomy places the organism in Eukaryota, Fungi, Ascomycota, Sordariomycetes, Magnaporthales, Magnaporthaceae. The coding region runs from base 1 to 477 and encodes 158 amino acids.
AUGGGCAUCGAGGGAGGGCGCGACUUGGUGGAAUCCAAGGCAGUGUCUUUAUCGGGGCAUUCAUCCUCCUCUUCCUCAGCCAUCAGUACUGAUCCGGAGAUUGAAGCCGAGGAUGGCGCAGCAGGCGAUUCAGUAUACAAGUCGCCCAUCAGCUCCGUGAAAGAAGCGUUGGAUCGACUGUACCGGAUGGCUUCAUUGAUCAGGAAACCGCCAUCCUCGAGCGAGAAUGUCAGGGUCAACCAAUUCCUGGGCAGGCUGCGCCAGAAACCUACCUCUGAGGAGCUACUAGACGUCGAAACGCAGCUCAAAGAUAUCGAAGACUACCAAAAGCUUCGCCAGGGGGCCGGGGCCUGGAUAGUAACCCCCCGCUUCCAGCCUCGUGCUGUCCCAGUCAAGGCCAUCGAGCAGAGCCAACCGACCACCCGGCGGCACACGCAGCAGCAGGCCAGACAGCAGCCCUCGGUGGCGCCCAGUUAG